GGGAAGUGGAAGAGAGAGAGAAGGAAGGAGUCAAGCUACCAGUCGAGCAGGUCCCUGAGCCCGUCUAUAAAAGGAGAAUGAGACACAGGGAUAGCCCAGGUGUGACAGGGAACAGGGAGAGACGGGCACAGCUUUUCCACUCUGCAGGAUUAGUCACCAACUUCACCCAGGCAACUUUCCUCUAAGGAGCAUCUGCCUGUCUGUGAUAAAUCCUCCGGCCAGAGAUUUGGCUGCAUCCAAGACCCCAGCACCGAUCUACUGCUUCCCCAUCACCAUGGAGGCUUCUCUUGUUGUCUGCAUCCUCGCUGCUCUCCUGGCUACGGGGUCCUGUCUGCAGUGUGAGGUUUGCGAUGGACCAGGGAACAACUGCACGGGCAGCAUGCAGACCUGCGCCGCUGGGGAAGACUCUUGUGCCUUCGUUCUUACCGAAGUCAUAGUAGUGGGAAUUAAGACCCAAAGCAUUCUCAAGGGCUGCGUGACAUCCAGCCAAUGUAAAGCCGGUCCCAUCUCUAUGAAUUUUGGGAAUGAAGUGACAUCAAGGUCGAGUAUCACCUGCUGCGUGGGAGACGCCUGCAGAACAGUCAAUGUUACACUGCCCCCGGCUGACACCAAACCCAACGGCCGGAGCUGCCUUGGCUGCUUCGCUCUGACCACUGAACACUGCCUUGAAGAGACCAUAGAGUGUACGGGAGUCGAGACCCAAUGUAUUGAUACCAUUGGGAUUGUAACAAUUGUUGGAAGCCCAACGCAGAUGGUCAUGAAGGGCUGCGUUUCCGAGUCCAUGUGCCUCCACCUAAACGUGGGUUUGUCAGCCGUCGCAGGGAUCAGUUCGAAUCUAACCACAAACAAAUGCACAGUGGCCUCCGGCACGGUGGGUGUGGCUCCGGGACCAGCCGGGCUCCUCCUCCCGGCCCUCACUGGGCUCCUCCUCCUGUCUGUGAUAAAUCCCCUGGCCAGAGAUUUGGCUGCAUCAGAGACCCCAGUGCCGAUCUACUGUUUCCCCAUCACCAUGGAGGCUUCUCUUGCCUUCUGCAUCCUUGCUGCUUUCCUGGCUACAGGGGCCUGUCUGCAGUGUGAGGUUUGCUUUGGCCUAGGAGUGAGCUGCAGAGGCGACCUACAGACCUGCGCGGCUGGGGAAGACUCCUGUGGGGUCGCGCUGACCGAAUCCACGCUGGUGCCCCCGGCUAACACCAAACCCAACGGCCGGCACUGCCCAGCCUGCGUCGCUGUGUUUACUGAUCAGUGCAGUGAGAAGACCAUACAGUGCACUGGAGACGAGACCCGAUGUGUCAACAUCGUCGAGACUCUAACAAUUGGUGGAAAUCCAGUGCAGAUGGUCAUGAAGGGCUGUGCUUCCGAGUCCGUCUGCGCCCAGAUAAAAUUGGGUUCGGGGACCUUCGCAGGCAUCAGUGCAGAUCUAACCACGGCCAAAUGCACAGCGGCCUCCCCGCGGUGGAGCCAACAGAUGCAAUUCUUGGUCAGAGUUUCCAGGAAUUUGCAUAAACGAGCAUUUGGCAAGUGCUCCGACUUCUGCAUUCAUGGUUGGAUCUUCCCGAAAAUCCGUAUGCCCAUUCUCAGAACAAAGUCAUUUAAGACAGCAGCCUUCCAGCUGGAGUAUUUGCGGUUUGUCUCUGACUGCUCCAGGUGGACGCUGCGAACAUACCAGCCACGAAGCACAACUGUGAUCAAUCCCCUGGCCGCAGAUUUGGUUGCAUCACAGACCACAGUGCCGAUCUACUGCUUCCCCCUGACCAUGGAGGCUUCUCUUGCCGUCUGCAUCCUCGCUGCUCUCCUGGCUACGGGGGCCUGUCUGCAGUGUGAGGUUUGCGAUGAACCAGGAACCAGCUGCUCGGGCGACCUACAGACCUGCGAUGUUGGGCAAGACACUUGUGGCAUUGCUUGGACAGACUCCACAUGGGUGGGAAGCAAGACUCAGACAGUUAUCAAAAAGUGUGUGUCCUCCGACCUGUGUAAAGCCAGCCCCUUCUCUGCAAAUUUUGGUGAUGCAAUGACAAGGACAAGCUUCAAAUGCUGCAUGGGAAAUGCCUGCAGAACCAAUAUUACAGUGCCCCCGGCUGACACCAAACCCAACGGCCGGCGCUGCCCUGGCUGCUACGCGGUGAACGCUGAUCAUUGCAAUGAGCAAACCAUAAAUUGUACUGGAUCCGAGACCCAGUGUAUUGAUGCCACCGCGACCAUAAUAAUUGAUGGACAUGAAAAGCAGACUGUCAUGAAGGGUUGCGCUUCCGAGUCCAUCUGCAUCAUGGCACAAGUGGCUUCGCAGAUGUUCACAGAUAUCAGUGUAGAUCUAACUGAGGUCGAAUGCACAGAGGCCUCCGGCGCGGCGAGCAUGGCUCUGGGACCAGCUGGGCGCCUCCUCCCAGCCCUCGCGGGGCUUCUCCUGCUAAAGCUUCUCUCCUGAUUCCCCACCUGGGGCAAUGGCCACACCGCACUGAAAUCCACCCUGCAGCCUGCAUUAGCUGCUCUCCCCCACAGGGGUUCUCGGCUCUCAGAUGGACUCACGUCCCCUUGAUAGUGUUGCACUGAAUAAAACAAAC
This is a messenger RNA of Trachemys scripta elegans, 2558 nucleotides long. RefSeq lists its product as uncharacterized. The transcript is spliced from 18 exons. NCBI's taxonomy places the organism in Eukaryota, Metazoa, Chordata, Testudines, Emydidae. Gene Ontology annotation, cellular component: extracellular region. The record is from RefSeq and is a predicted model, not a curated record. Bases 275 to 2422 code for a protein of 715 amino acids. Gene Ontology annotation, molecular function: phospholipase inhibitor activity.